UGUUACUUCAGUUUUGUACAGAACUGGUUUGUGGCCGGUUUGAUCCUAGCAGAGGUUUGCCAGUCCAAGGUAUAAGCGAAAAUGCAUAUAAAGUCAAUCAUUCUGGAGGGAUUCAAAUCCUAUGCCCAGAGGACUGAAGUCAAUGGCUUUGAUCCCCUCUUCAAUGCUAUCACUGGUUUAAAUGGUAGUGGAAAAUCCAACAUAUUGGACUCGAUCUGUUUUUUGCUGGGCAUCUCCAACUUGUCUCAGGUUCGGGCUUCUAACUUACAAGAUUUAGUUUACAAGAAUGGGCAAGCUGGUAUUACCAAAGCCUCAGUGUCAAUCACCUUUGAUAAUUCUGACAAAAAGCAGAGUCCUUUAGGAUUCGAAGUUCAUGAUGAAAUUACAAUAACAAGGCAGGUGGUAAUUGGUGGCCGAAAUAAAUAUUUAAUCAAUGGAGUAAAUGCAAACAAUACCAGAGUUCAAGAUCUCUUCUGUUCUGUUGGCCUUAAUGUUAACAACCCUCACUUUCUCAUCAUGCAGGGUCGAAUUACAAAAGUAUUGAAUAUGAAGCCUCCAGAGAUUUUAUCUAUGAUAGAAGAAGCAGCAGGAACCAGGAUGUAUGAAUACAAAAAAAUAGCCGCCCAGAAAACUAUAGAAAAAAAGGAAGCUAAGCUGAAAGAAAUUAAGACGAUACUUGAAGAAGAGAUUACUCCAACCAUUCAAAAAUUAAAAGAGGAAAGAUCUUCCUACUUGGAAUACCAAAAAGUGAUGAGAGAAAUAGAACAUUUGAGUCGUUUAUAUAUUGCUUAUCAGUUUUUACUGGCUGAAGAUACUAAAGAACGCUCAGCUGAGGAGUUAAAAGAAAUGCAGGAUAAAGUUUUAAAACUUCAAGAAGAAUUGUCAGAGAAUGAUAAAAAAAUAAAAGCACUUAGUCAUGAAAUAGAGGAGUUAGAAAAGAGAAAAGAUAAGGAAAUUGGAGGUAUACUCCGCUCUUUAGAAGAUACUCUCGCAGAGGCUCAGCGUGUUAAUACUAAAUCCCAAAGUGCCUUUGAUCUCAAGAAGAAAAAUCUGGGAAGUGAAGUAAACAAACGCAAAGAGCUGGAAAAAAGUAUGGUGGAGGACUCUAAAACUUUGUCAGCAAAGGAAAAAGAGGUUAAAAAGAUAACAGAUGGACUGAAUGCCCUUCAAGAAGCAAGUAAUAAGGAUGCUGAAGGCCUGGCUGCUGCCCAGCAACACUUCAAUGCUGUAUCUGCUGGCCUGUCUAGUAAUGAAGAUGGAGCCGAAGCCACCCUUGCUGGUCAAAUGAUGGCCUGUAAAAAUGACAUCAGUAAAGCCCAGACAGAAGCCAAACAGGCACAAAUGAAGUUGAAACAUGCCCAACAAGAAUUAAAGGCCAAACAGGCUGAGGUUAAAAAGAUGGAUAGUGGUUACAGGAAAGAUCAAGAAGCGUUAGAGGUUGUGAAGAAACUUAAAGAAAAACUUGAAGCUGAAAUGCAAAAGCUAAAUUAUAAAGAAAACAGGGAAGAAAGCCUUUUGGAAAAGCAUAGACAGCUGUCUCGUGAUAUCAGUAGAUUGAAAGAAACGUAUGAUGCUCUGGUGGCCAGAUUUCCUAAUCUUCGAUUUGGAUACAAGGAUCCAGAGAAAAACUGGAAUAGAAAUUGUGUGAAAGGGCUUGUAGCUUCUCUAAUUAGUGUCAAAGAUACUUCUGCAACCACAGCUCUAGAAUUGGUGGCUGGGGAAAGACUCUACAACGUUGUAGUAGACACAGAGGUUACUGGCAAAAAGCUACUAGAAAAGGGGGAAUUGAAGCGUCGCUAUACUAUAAUUCCACUCAAUAAAAUUUCAGCCAGAUGUAUUGCUCCAGAAACCCUGAGGGUCGCUCAGAAUCUUGUUGGCCCUAACAAUGUUCAUGUGGCUCUUUCCUUGGUUGAAUAUAAACCAGAACUUCAGAAAGCCAUGGAGUUUGUUUUUGGAACAACAUUAGUUUGUGACAAUAUGGAUAAUGCUAAAAAAGUGGCCUUUGAUAAAAGGAUAAUGACUCGAACAGUGACACUAGGAGGUGAUGUAUUUGAUCCCCAUGGGACAUUGAGUGGCGGUGCUCGAUCUCAGGCAGCUUCUAUUCUAACCAAAUCUCAGGAACUAAAAGAUGUUCAAAGUGAACUGAAAAUCAAGGAGAAUGAGUUACAUGCCCUAGAAAAGGAAUUAGCAGGUCUUAAAAACGUUGCUGAAAAGUAUCGCCAACUAAAACAGCAGUGGGAGAUGAAAACUGAGGAGGCAGAUUUAUUACAAACCAAGCUCCAGCAAAGCUCAUAUCAUAAGCAGCAAGAAGAAUUAGAUGCCCUUAAAAAAAUCAUUGAGGAAAGUGAGAAUACUUUAAAAAACACCAAGGAAAUUCAAAAGAAAGCAGAAGAAAAGUAUGAAGUACUGGAGAAUAAAAUGAAAAAUGCAGAAGCUGAAAGAGAGAGAGAACUGAAGGAUGCACAGAAAAAACUAGAUUGUGCCAAAACAAAGGCAGAUGCUUCUAACAAAAAAAUGAAAGAAAAGCAACAGGAAUGUGAAGCUAUCACUCUAGAGCUGGAAGAGCUCAAGAGAGAGCAAGCAUCCUGUAAACAACAGCUUGAAGCUGUGAAUGAAGCUAUCAAAUCCUAUGAAGAUCAAAUUGAAGUCAUGGCAGCUGAAGUGGCUAAAAAUAAGGAGUCAGUAAAUAAAGCUCAAGAAGAGGUGACGAGGCAAAAAGAAGUGAUAACAGCCCAGGAUAAUGUCAUUAAAGCAAAAUAUGCAGAAGUGGCAAAGCAUAAAGAAGAAAACAAUGAUUCUCAGCUUAAAAUUAAGGAAUUAGACCACAACAUUAGCAAGCAUAAACGAGAAGCUGAAGAUGCUGCUGCAAAGGUAUCCAAAAUGUUGAAAGAUUAUGACUGGAUUAAUGCAGAGAAACACCUUUUUGGCCAACCCAAUAGUGCCUAUGAUUUCAAAACUAACAACCCAAAAGAAGCUGGCCAAAGACUUCAUAAGUUACAAGAAAUGAAGGAGAAGCUGGGAAGAAAUGUCAAUAUGAGAGCCAUGAAUGUACUGACAGAAGCAGAAGAGAGGUAUAAUGACUUGAUGAAGAAGAAGAGAAUUGUAGAAAAUGAUAAAUCCAAAAUCCUUGCAACUAUAGAAGACCUUGACCAGAAGAAAAACCAAGCUCUUAAUAUUGCAUGGCAAAAGGUGAACAAGGACUUUGGGUCUAUUUUUUCUACUCUUUUGCCUGGAGCUAAUGCUAUGCUUGCGCCACCAGAGGGGCAAACUGUUUUGGAUGGUCUAGAGUUCAAGGUUGCCUUGGGAAAUACUUGGAAAGAAAACCUAACUGAACUUAGUGGUGGUCAGAGGUCUUUGGUGGCAUUGUCAUUAAUACUGUCCAUGCUCCUCUUCAAGCCUGCUCCAAUUUAUAUCCUGGAUGAGGUAGAUGCAGCCUUGGACCUUUCUCAUACCCAGAAUAUUGGACAAAUGCUACGUACUCAUUUCACACAUUCUCAGUUCAUUGUAGUGUCUCUAAAAGAAGGUAUGUUCAACAAUGCAAACGUUCUUUUCAAAACCAAGUUUGUGGAUGGUGUUUCUACAGUUUCCAGAUUUACUCAGUGCCAAAAUGGGAAGAUUCCAAAAGAAACAAAAUCCAAGUCAAAAGGACCCAAGUGA
Molecule: messenger RNA, 3657 nt
Organism: Chrysochloris asiatica (Cape golden mole)
Lineage: Eukaryota; Metazoa; Chordata; Mammalia; Afrosoricida; Chrysochloridae
Gene: SMC2
Product: structural maintenance of chromosomes 2
Exons: 24
Coding region: 82-3657 (1191 amino acids)
Biological process (GO): chromosome organization
Cellular component (GO): chromosome
Molecular function (GO): protein binding; ATP binding; ATP hydrolysis activity
Source: RefSeq, a predicted model, not a curated record